AUGAUCAACACAAUCAACGGCAACCACCCCAAGGGCAAAUUCGUCAACUCAUACAAGUCCCUCCGCCUCGUCGGCAAAGGCUACGAUAUCUCAUACACAGUGCACUGCCACAAAAACGCGCACGAACUGUACAACCUAGCGAACGACCGCGUCCAAAUGAAGAACCUCCACCCUAAUGCUCCGGCCCCACUAAACGGAAAGAAUGCUUUCGACUCCGGGGAGACCACACUGGCAGGAUUCCCUAUACCAAAACUUCUCAAGCGCAUCGAUGCCGCACUGCUUGUGCUAAAGUCAUGCAAAGGAACUGCAAUCCCGUGCUACAAGCCUUGGGCGCAAUUGCACCAGAUUGGCCAAGUCAACAGUCUGCAUGAUGCCAUGGCCGAUCAAUGGGAUGAAAAGUACGAUAAGAUGUAUGAAGAGUACAAGGUUGGGUUUACGAAGUGUUUCAAGAAUGGGAAGGUUGACAUUGGGGCGGAGGGACCGCAGUGGACGGCGGACGGUCCUUCUGCUGGGAGCAAUGCUAUGGUACUGUUUAGCAACAGCACCGAUCCGGAUCAAUGGUCGACAUCGAGUAAUGGGACGGACGUUGACGAAAGCUGGUUUGUUGGGAAAGACGGGGAGGAAGAAGGUUUGUGGGAUGAUUGGGAGUGA
Molecule: messenger RNA, 651 nt
Organism: Didymosphaeria variabile
Lineage: Eukaryota; Fungi; Ascomycota; Dothideomycetes; Pleosporales; Didymosphaeriaceae
Exons: 2
Coding region: 1-651 (216 amino acids)
Source: RefSeq, a predicted model, not a curated record